Messenger RNA from Aspergillus fijiensis CBS 313.89, 987 nucleotides. RefSeq names its product carnitine:acyl carnitine antiporter. Lineage: Eukaryota; Fungi; Ascomycota; Eurotiomycetes; Eurotiales; Aspergillaceae. The record is from RefSeq and is a predicted model, not a curated record. Gene Ontology annotation, molecular function: O-acyl-L-carnitine transmembrane transporter activity. Gene Ontology annotation, biological process: carnitine transmembrane transport; mitochondrial transport. Gene Ontology annotation, cellular component: mitochondrial envelope. The coding region runs from base 1 to 987 and encodes 328 amino acids. The transcript has 5 exons.
AUGUCGACCACAUCCACAUCCACAUCGGCCUCGCCUCCGAUCCCAGAGAGUGUUCCCGUCACAGAGACCAAGCCUGUCAACCAAACAAUCGCACAGAUCCGCUCCCUCGUAGCGGGCGGUGUGGGUGGUGUGUGCGCCGUCGUCGUCGGACAUCCUUUCGAUUUGGUCAAGGUGCGGUUGCAGACGGCAGAACGGGGCGUCUACGCUGGUGCUAUAGAUGUGGUCAAGAAGACGGUCGCACGCGAAGGUCUUGCGCGUGGAUUGUACGCGGGUGUUUCAGCUCCCCUGGUGGGAGUGACGCCUAUGUUUGCUGUUAGCUUUUGGGGUUACGACGUCGGAAAAACGCUUGUCGGCAAGUUGUCCACGGUAGAGGUGAAGCACAACACCCCCCAAUACACCAUCGGCCAGAUCUCUGCGGCGGGCUUCUUCUCGGCGAUUCCCAUGACUCUUAUCACGGCUCCCUUCGAGCGCGUUAAGGUGCUACUACAGAUCCAGGGUCAAAACCCGCCUCCGCCUGGUCAGAAGCCCAAGUACUCGGGCGGCUUGGACGUGGUGCGCCAACUGUACAAAGAGGGAGGCAUUCGCAGUGUGUUCCGUGGUAGCGCGAUGACGCUGGCUCGUGACGGACCCGGUUCCGCGGCAUACUUCGCCGCGUACGAGUACAUCAAGCGGACGUUGACGCCCAAGGACGAGCAGGGACGCGUCACGGGCGAGUUGUCGAUGACCGCUGUGCUGGCCGCAGGUGGAGCUGCUGGAAUCGCCAUGUGGAUUCCGGUCUUCCCCGUCGAUACCGUCAAGUCUCGCCUGCAGAGUGCCCCCGGUCGGCCUACCAUCGGCGGAACCAUUCGCGCUGUCUAUGCCAACGGCGGGUUCAGGGCGUUCUUCCCCGGAUUUGGUCCUGCUCUGGCCCGUGCUGUCCCAGCCAACGCAGCGACUUUUGCUGGUGUGGAAUUAGCUCAUAACCUUAUGAAGAAGUACUUUGACUAG